AUGGUAAUAUACAGUGGAGUCAGCAAGGACGAACGUGCGAAAGAAGGAGUGGCACUGGCAAUACACAAGAAAUAUACAAACAGCAUAGAAGAAUGUCAAUAUACAUCAUCUCGCAUACUAAUCGUUAAACUGCGAACAGAAACUCAAUUAUUAAAUAUAAUAUCGAUAUAUGCACCCGAAGAUAAUAAGCCAAAACAAGAGCGAGAAAGUUUCUAUGAACAGCUUCAAAAUAUUACAGAAUCACUAUCACAGAAUGAAUCGAUAAUAACCCUUGGAGUUUUUUACGCACGCAUUGGUAACGAAGUGAUACCAGGCGUAAAACAACGCUUUAACGAAAAUAUAUUGAACGACAAUGGGGAAUUGCUGAUGAACCUAUGUUCGCUAUGUGAUCUAAGAAUCAACAACACCUUCUUUGAUCUCAAACCACAGUACAAAUCCACCUUUCGUAACUCCCGGGGACAACAAUCAACAAUACACUACAUCGUAACCAAUAGACAUAUACACCCCGCACACAUACAAGAAGUAAGGACAUUAAACUCCGCGAAUGCAGGAAGUGAUCACAGUUUGCUUCUGGGAAAAAUCAAAAUGAAACUUAACCUGGGAAGGAAUAGAGAACCAAGAGCACACACAGAAAAACUAAACAUCGAAUCCAUGUGGGACACAACCAUAAAAGAACUAUAUAAAAACCGUUUAAAAGGGAAAAUCGAUAAAAACCCGAUAGAAGAAAAUGAUGAUAUUAACAACAGUUGGAAGAGAUUAAAAGAAAAUAUCAUAGAAGUAGCAAGUGAAUCGCUUGGAACUCGGACUAUAAGACCACAAAAACAAGGAACGAACAAAACAUUAUGGUUCUCCAGCAAGGUCAAAGAACAGUGCAAAAAGAAAAAGAAAGCGUACUUAAACUACAUGUCGUCACAAACGGCAGAAGCAUAUAAAGAAUACAAAAGAAUCCGUAACGAUACAAAAACACUAGUAAGACAAAUGAAAGACAACUACUGGGAAACCUUCUCCAAAAGAAUGGAAAGCGACUUCUAUGGAACCAGACACGUACAAAGAGAUACUUGGGUAAAAUAUUUAGAGGAACUAUACAAGGAAGAAGAGACCGAAACCGAACCAAAUACACCAGAGAUAGUAAUAAGUGAUGAGACUAAUAUAAAAAAGGAAGAUAUAGAAACAGCACUCCAAAAACUAAAAAACAGAAAGAGCCCAGGUCCGGAUAACAUCGCCAACGAAUUACUUAAAUAUGGAGGAGAGAAGCUAAACCAACAACUAACAACCCUAACAAAAAAAUAUUUACCCAACACAGAAUACCAGAUGAGUGGAGAAAUAGUUACAUUAAUAGUGGGAAUAGCUGGAGGUUGUCGAAGGGAAGAGUUGUAUACAAUGAAAAUUGAUGACAUUGAAAAUAAAGGGGAGUAUCUACUCAUCACGAUUCCAGAUUCGAAAACGCAUACAAAUUGGCAUUUUACAAUUAUUGGAUAA
Molecule: messenger RNA, 1479 nt
Organism: Diorhabda sublineata
Lineage: Eukaryota; Metazoa; Arthropoda; Insecta; Coleoptera; Chrysomelidae
Exons: 3
Coding region: 1-1479 (492 amino acids)
Source: RefSeq, a predicted model, not a curated record